Molecule: messenger RNA, 2800 nt
Organism: Pomacea canaliculata
Lineage: Eukaryota; Metazoa; Mollusca; Gastropoda; Architaenioglossa; Ampullariidae
Product: protocadherin-9-like
Exons: 12
Coding region: 418-2514 (698 amino acids)
Biological process (GO): cell morphogenesis; homophilic cell-cell adhesion; cell-cell junction assembly
Cellular component (GO): catenin complex; membrane; adherens junction
Molecular function (GO): cadherin binding; calcium ion binding
Source: RefSeq, a predicted model, not a curated record
UGCAAUUCUUUUAUAUAUAAAUUAGAUAUAAUAGGAAAAUACAUCCUACAAAAAGGGUUCCAUUGCUUUAAGUAAGUUUGCUAUCUCACACAACAGGGACAGAAAAAAAUCUUGUUAGGUAUUUGAGAUACCUGGGAGAACUUUCAAUCAGCAAUAAACCACAGGACAAUAUUUCAUUCCUCUGUCUUCAGCUCCGUGGCCUCGGUCCUAAUCGUCUUAGCAAAGUCUGGUUGACACAACAAUUCGUUCUUAUUACAGGCAAUGUUUGCCCUCGGCAACAGGCAGUUGUGGCAAGAAAACAGAAAAGCUAGCUUGCUUGUACUGAGAGGUUUAGCUUUUAGCAGUUAGCCAAACGAAACUGUAAAGACUGGUAAUUAUCUGUGAUGAACUUUGUGAAGAUCAAGACACGUUUUCAUUAUGACAAUUAACUUGCUACUUUGCCUGCUUCCUUUUUUCUUUGGUUUCUCGUUCCAACAAACUCCGCACGCCGACCUCGCGGACACUUACGUCACUAUCAGCGAUGGUGCGGUGAUGGAAACACUACUGACGUCAGUAAAAUGUCUGCCAAGUGGCGCCACCACAUCUUGCAUCUGCAACAUAAUCUCUUCUGCGCCACCAUUCUCUCCCUUUGAUGUUUGGAGAUCAAAGACCGGGACCCAGACAGAGUUCGAAGUUCACUACGUUGGACAACGAGGCCAUUACUUCGUGAACUACACCGUAGCCAGCACCUACCGACUGGAGGUCGUCUGCAGUGAAAACAACGUGGACUCCAGCCCCGUGUUUCUAGAAGUGGACGUUUGGCCGAACCAUCAUCCCGUUGUCACCAACUGGCCAUCAGAUGUGGCUGUCGUUGGACGAGGACAACCUACUGGAACCUUGGUCUACUCGGUGGUCGCCACAGAUGUAGAAAACGAGCCUCUGACCUACUCCAUGACGCAAUUUCCUCCUGACAACUAUUUACGCAUCACCUCCUCUGGUGGCAUCGAGUUGGCUGUACACUCGUCCUCUGUGGCUGUUGACCGUGUCGUCUGCAAGGUGGACGUGUCGGACGUGUCCAACACUGUUUCUCUUACCGUCUUUGUUGACUUUUCAAACAGGAACCAUCAGCCGAUCAUCAACAACCUGCCCAAGAACGUCAGUAUUUUCGAGAACACCACAGGUGGGUUCCUGCUUACCGCCCUUGACGUCAUUGACCCGGAUAAUGACCCCGUCACGACUGACUGCCACGUGGUUUAUCCUGCAGCAGAAAACUACAAGUUUUACUUCGACAUCAGAUCUCGCGAAAUAAAAGUGUCGCAACUGCCGCGAGCCCAGAGUCUGUUUGACUUUGACGAUGGCGUCAGGCAAUACGUCAUCCAUUGUGUUGCCAGUGACGGAUAUCUGACGUCAGCUGUGGUACGUGUGGGUUGCCAUAAAAUGGGUGUGGUAAUAAUAGACAUAGAAAACGUGCACGAACCGCCUAUUUUUAGCCAUGACGUGUACUACUGCACUCUAGACGAGUCUUGGGCCAAGAUGUCCCACUGUGACCCUGGCAUAAACGUCACCGCCCCGGACAGCCGGCGUGGCGUGACGUACGCCUUCAAAAGCUCGGCCAGCAGACUAGAGUCGUUCUUCUGGUUCAACGUCACCACAGGUCACGUCACCUUCGCCACGGACUACGAUGUAGAUGAAGGCGUUAGACCAGUCGCGGCGAACCUCACGAUUAUCGCCACCGAUGACAUCGGCAUGACGUCAGAAGCGAAGAUAGAAAUAAGCAUUCGUGACGUCAACGACAACACCUGCAAGUUCCGGAACAAUUCUCUCCUAACGCAGUUCAAUAGCAGCACUCCGCUGGGUGUGAUUGACGUUCUUCACGCUGACGACAAAGAUCUGACGUCACCGAAUAAUGACGUGGUGUACGAGACCUCUGCAGGAGACACGAGCUACUUGCGGAUCAUGCCGGACGGAGGAGUGCUGUACAGUCAGGCCGUGUCCCCCAGCCACGAGGAGCAGAUCUUCUACCUGACGGUGCGGUGUGUGGACGGAGGCCACUUCCCGAGAUCCUCCACUGCCGUGUUCGCCGCCCACUUCCUCCCUGUCCCGGACUCCCUGUGGGACAACCCCGUCUUCCUGGCGGUGUUCUCCGUCCUGAUGGCGAUCGUGUCUCUGUGCCUAUUAUUCCUGUUCUAUAAAUGUUGUUUGAGGUCCAAGGCGCCAGGUGAGCCCCUCCCGAAAACACCUGCUGCCAGGUGUGCUGCUCCAAAAAAUCUAACAGUGUGUCCAACCACGCGGCUCCUGACACAACGGAAACAAAAAAAGAAAAGGAUUUGGAGAUUCCUGAGCAAGAAGAAUUACCAACAAACAAAGACUACAAGAACAUCGCCUGGGCCGAAUCCGACUGGAAAGAAACUGGAGCCACCCCUAAAUCGCCGGAACCUACCCCACCUGUCUAGACAAGCAGAAAUGACAAUGAAGACACCAACAGACGUUCGUCAGUGUUACUACAGUCGUCAUAGAAACAUGUCUGUACAUUAAUCACAACAACAUUCUUGAUCGACAAUGUAGCUUGUACAUUGAGAUUGAUGUAUAUGUUUGGUCAUUGUGUCGACACGGCCCACAAUAUUUAUGGUGACAGUAGGAAUAUUAAUCUUCACUUUAUAAUUUAUAUUAAUUAAUAGGAUCGGCUGCAGUCUUUGCUUUUUGUAAAUUGUUACAUAAUAGAAUUAAAUACAAUAUAUAUUGGAAAUAUUUUAUAUUUGUGUAUAUAUUUACUCUCUUGUCCAUUAAAAAUACUUUAUGCAUGACCCUUCUGUCUUUUUAG